AUGAAUUUUGCGCUAUGGGAACUGUCAAAGCUUUUAUUAGUCUAUAACAAGACUUUGAGAGAUUUUCCAAACAUGCUGGUAAUUAAUGAAGCAAGCCAUGUUCAUGCGGAAAACCGGUUGUUGUGGGAAGAGUUAGCAUAUGACCGUGCUAGGGAAUAUGAGGAGAGUCAACGGCUUAAGGAGAGACUAACAAAAGAACAAAAAGCAAUAUAUGAUGCCGUUAUCAACGAUAUUGAUUCCAACAAUGGUGGACUGUUUUUUGUUUAUGGGUAUGGUGGUACAGGAAAGACAUUUCUGUGGCGUGUGCUCUCUUCUUCUAUUAGAGCAAAAGACGAAAUUGUUACCAAUGUGGCAUCGAGUGGGAUAGCAUCUUUACUUCUUCCGGGUGGCAGGACUGCACAUUCAAGCUUUUCAAUACCAACCUAUGUCAAUGAAGAUUCUACGUGCAAUAUAAAUCAAUGCAUUCAAUUAGCUGAACUCAUCGUUCAUGCAAAACUAAUAAUUUGGAAUGAAGCACCGAUGAUGCACAAACAUUGUUUUGAGGCAUUGGAUAAAACAAUGAGAGAUUUGUUAAGAUUUGUUAACAAUGAAAGUCAAAACAUGACUUUUGGCUGGAAGACAGUGGUUUUAGGUGGGGACUUUAGGCAAAUAUUACCAGUGGUGCCAAAGGGUUCAAGACAGGACAUUGUUUCUGCAACAAUUAAUUCUUCAUAUCUUUGGAGACAUUGUAGAGUUAUGCGCCUAACAAAAAAUUUGAGAUUAACUACAAUGGAACCUCGAUUGAAUCAAGACAAAGUUGAAGAAUUUGCGAAUUGGCUAAUUUCAAUAGGUGAUGGUAAUAUUGGGGUAGAUAUUGAUGGUUACGCUGAUUUUGAUAUCCCCACUCAAUUGUUAUUAAAGUCAAAUGGUGAUCCUAUUUCCUCUAUUGUGAAAAGUACCUUCCCCAACUUUACUGGUGCAAGCAGUGAUGGAAGUUGUUUUAAGAACAGUGCAAUACUAGCACCAACGUUAGAGGUGGUCAAUGAGGUCAACCAGUAUAUGUCUAACUUAACUGAGGGGGAAGGAAAGACAUAUUUUAGUUCCGACACAACGUGUAAAGGCGAUGGUUCCAGUUCAGUUAUUGCCGAUGUGCAUACACCAGAAUUCCUAAAUACCAUAAGAGCGUCUGGCCUUCCAAAUCAUUCUCUGACUUUGAAAGUGGGGUCUCCUGUAAUGUUAAUGAGGAACAUUGAUCAUAGUCUUGGUUUAUGCAAUGGAACUAGGUUGGUGGUAACAAGAUUAGGUAAUCAUGUUGUUGAAGGAAGCAUAUUAGCAGGUCCUAAUGCUGGGACUAAGGUAUUAAUUGCUAGAAUGACUAUCACCCCAUCGGACCCGAGAUUACCUUUCAAGUUCAACAGAAGACAAUUUCCACUUAUGUUGUCAUAUGCAAUGACUAUUAACAAGAGUCAAGGGCAGACGCUUUCCAAUGUUGGCUUGAUACUCAAGAAACCAGUUUUUGUGCAUGGCCAAUUAUAUGUUGCCGCAUCAAGAGUUAGUCAACCAGACGGACUGAAGAUUUUAGUAUGUGAUGAAUCAAAAUAG
Ipomoea triloba (trilobed morning glory) is the source of this 1581-nucleotide messenger RNA. RefSeq names its product ATP-dependent DNA helicase PIF1-like. Gene Ontology annotation, molecular function: DNA helicase activity. Bases 1 to 1581 code for a protein of 526 amino acids. Gene Ontology annotation, biological process: DNA repair; telomere maintenance. Lineage: Eukaryota; Viridiplantae; Streptophyta; Magnoliopsida; Solanales; Convolvulaceae. The transcript has a single exon. The record is from RefSeq and is a predicted model, not a curated record.